Messenger RNA from Mustela lutreola (European mink), 4767 nucleotides. It is a transcript of the gene NYX, whose product is annotated as nyctalopin. Gene Ontology annotation, molecular function: protein binding. The transcript is spliced from 4 exons. Gene Ontology annotation, cellular component: extracellular matrix. NCBI's taxonomy places the organism in Eukaryota, Metazoa, Chordata, Mammalia, Carnivora, Mustelidae. Bases 1157 to 2602 code for a protein of 481 amino acids. The record is from RefSeq and is a predicted model, not a curated record.
GUGCAGCAGGAAUUACGAAGAAACACCAGGGCUUCCCACCCCUCCUCUGCUGACAGGAAGCUUUUCUAGAAGGCCACCUGCAAAGGCAGAGUGUUGCUUCCUGGGCCGCUUCUGUUUCACAGGGUUACUUACACACUGCUCCUCCCUUUUCCUUCUUAUCAGCUACCAACAGCAUUGCAACAUCCUCAGCACGAGUGCAGGGGGUGUGGCUGGGGGCCAGACUACCUCGAUCUUUGAAGUUUCUCCCUGAGGGUAUACCGUAUAGAGAAGUUCUCGGUGGCACUUCCUGUGGCCACCCCCACCCUCUUGCUUUUAACCCCUUGGGACCCUUGGGAUCAAAGUUUUUGAUAGCAAGGUGGCCUGUUCUCCAGCUGUAGACCGUGGUGCUAGCUGGCCUGGCGGUUGGGUCCUUUCCUUUCCCCACAGAGGGUCUCUGACCGCUCCUGACUUUGCAUCUGGGAGAAAUGUCUGAUUUCCUAGGUAGAGAAGGUCUUCCUCAGGGAGGUCCUUGGCCCAGAGCGACAGCCCAGGUCUUCCUCAGGACAGGUCCUUGGCCCAAGAGCCUGGAGAGGACUGAAGGCGAGGUGGGUCCAGUAAGCCGCGCGCAAGGACUGUAGGUGCGGACUCGCUGUUCCAGCCGCCUUCCAGCCUGGGCAGCGGUUUCCUUUGUAAGGCCAUGCACCCAUUUCUACCCCAUCGCCAGGAUGCUUUCCUUCCCAGCAGAGGUUAUAGCGAGUUCAGCCUUAUAUUGGUUUACAAGGCCCAAGUGCAAGAAAACCAAAAUUCUCCAGGCACGGCAGCGGCGGACGUCUAGAUUUGCACCCCGAGCCCCGGUUGUGGGAAGGGAACUCCAGGCUUCCAUCCAUCGACGCCAGCAUACCCAGGAUUUUCCUGCCAUUAAAUCUGGAGAAAGAAACAUAAGCACUCGAACCUGCACAAGCAAGUAUUUCUCCUCGACUCCUGCUCACCAUCUCCCCCUCCCCACCUCCACUCCCCAUUAGUUCUCUGCUGGACCAUUUUUUAGGUCUGUGGCUGCCAGACUUAGGAGAUGGAUGGGCUUGGGGAGCCGAAGGGCACCUUGGAGGAGGAGCAGGACCAGGCAGACCCCCAGGAGAGUAGGGAGUCCACAGCUGGGUGGUUCUAAGCCACCGGGUACAUGAAAGACCACGGGAUGCUGAUCCUGCUACUGCAUGCGGUGGUCUUCAGCCUGCCCAGCGUCUGGGCGGAGGAGGCCUGCACGCGCACCUGCCCCGCCGCCUGCGCCUGCAGCAGCACCGAGCGCGGCUGCUCCGUGCGCUGUGACCGCGCCGGCCUCCUGCGGGUGCCGGCCGAGUUCCCGUGCGAGGCGGCUUCCAUCGACCUGGACCGGAACGGCCUGCGCUUCCUGGGCGAGCGGGCCUUCGGCACGCUGCCGUCGCUGCGCCGCUUGUCGCUGCGCCACAACAACCUGUCCUUCAUCACGCCCGGCGCCUUCAAGGGCCUGCCGCGGUUGGCCGAGCUGCGCCUGGCGCACAACGGCGAGCUGCGCUACCUGCACGCGCGCACCUUCGCCGCCCUUGGCCGCCUCCGCCGGCUCGACCUGGCCUCCUGCCGCCUCUUCACGGUGCCUGAGCGCCUCCUGGCCGAGCUGCCCGCCCUGCGGGAGCUCGCCGCCUUCGACAACCUCUUCCGCCGCGUGCCCGGCGCGCUGCGUGGCCUGGCCAACCUGACGCAUGCGCACCUAGAGCGCAGCCGCAUCGAGGCGGUGGCCUCCAGCUCGCUGCAGGGCAUGAGGCGCCUGCGCUCGCUCAGCCUGCAGGCCAACCGCGUCCGUGCGGUGCACGCAGGUGCCUUUCGCGACUGUGGCGCCCUGGAGCACCUGCUGCUCAACGACAACCGGCUGGGAGAGCUGCCCGCGGAAGCCUUCGUAGGCCUGCGCCGCCUGCGCACGCUCAACCUGGGUGGCAACGCGCUGGGCCUCGUGGCGCGCGCCUGGUUCACGGACCUGGCGGAGCUUGAGCUGCUCUACCUGGACCGCAACAGCAUCGCCUUUGUGGAGGAGGGCGCCUUCCAGAACCUCUCGGGCCUCCUCGCUCUGCACCUCAAUGGCAAUCACCUCACUGUGCUGGCCUGGGCCGCCUUCCAGCCUGGCUUCUUCCUGGGCCGCCUCUUUCUCUUCCGCAACCCAUGGCGCUGUGACUGCCACCUGGAGUGGCUGCGGGACUGGAUGGAGAGCUCUGGGCGCGUGUCCGACGUGCCGUGCGCCGCCCCGGGCUCUGUGGCUGGCCUAGACCUCAGCCAGGUGGCCUUUGGGCGCUCUUCCGAUGGCCUCUGUGUGGACCCCGAGGAGCUGAACCUCACUGCAUCCAGUUCAGGCCCGUCCCCAGAGCCAGAGGCCACCACCGUGAGUAGGUUCAGCAGCCUCCUCUCCAAGCUGCUGGCCCCGAGGGCCUCAGUGGAGGAGGUGGCCAACACCACCGAGGGGCCGCUCAACAUCUCCCUGUCCGACAGCCUCCCCUCCACCGGGGUGGUCGUCUGCGUCCACAACGCCCGGUUUGUCCUCGGCUCCGGUCUCCUGCUCAGUGUGGCCCAGCACGCAGUGUUUGUUCUACACGUGAACUAACCUUGCCCCAGUGGGGUAGCCCAGAUUGCCUUGGCCAGUGGGGAAAAGUGUAGUUAACUGGCCUGGAGAUUGUGUUGGGGGGGAGAGGGGAACAGGGUGGGGGCAGAUGGUGAAAAUUCCAGCCCAGGAUGGAAGGGACAGUUAACUUUCAGAGAUGGCUCUAGGAAGAGGAGAACCCCCGGCAAUGCCACGCCAGGGAUGGGGUGGAGGUGGAGAGAGGAAUGGAUUUCUGCUCAUGUUACAUGGGCAUCAGUUGGAGAAGAGAAGCAAGAGUGAACGUGGGCCCUCCAGUGAGAAGAUUAGGAAUUGGAAGCUCCUAGGGCUACAGAGAUCUACCCCAUCACUUGCCCCCAUCUUCCAGGAAACAGAGACUCCAGUGCCGGAAAUAGCGUCAAUCCAGUGGCUAAGUACCAAGAACUGUGCCAGUUUUGCUGGUGGGACCGCCCAAUAAGCCCAGUCCCUUUGUUUUCUACCACAGUUGCCCUCCCCCUCACUGAGGGGCACAGGAUGCUAGAGUCCAGGAAGAUGGACAGAACAGGAGAGAAGGGGGAUGUGAGAGGAACUUAGACCCAAGGGGUUGAUGUUGGUUCCUGGGGUCUGGAAUGUGUCAGGAGGCAUUGAAAACAAGGAUCCAUUUCACUUACUUCACAGUUAUUCCCGGGGUGGCCUUAGCCACAAAACAACUUUAGGGCAGGGUAGGGGGAGAAAAGGUGGGGGAUGGGGUUUCCCGUAUACAACUAAGUGUGUAAAAUACUAAGAUUUAAAAAAAAGUCAAACAAGUUUCUUUAUUGCAAGUUUUUUUAGUCUUUCAUAUGCAAACAUGCAUUGUGAAUCUCCAGAGAGGCCACAAAAUCCUCUUUCUUAAGUUGUGUGGAAGACAGAGAUGCUGUUAGCAGAGUAGGGAAUCUCCAGCUUGGAUGAUCCCAUUAGGUGUGGAAAUUUUUAUGGGUGGCACACUUUGGGGCUGACUAAUGGCCAGGAGACAAGGAGGCAGCCAGUAGCUGGGAAGGGGGCCACAGAGAUUUCCCAGGGUAGGAGUUGGCUAACUGUAAGCCCCUAGGCCUGAGUGUCAGAGCAAAUUCUGUAUGGCUGCUAAAUACUUGCUCACACACUUGUCCACACACAAGUAACGAUGACUGCAUUUGUCAACAUGUGCGAAAUCCCUAGGUUUGUUGUUGUUGUUGUGUGAGUAAAGUGAUAGGGGUUUUUAAAGUGAGGAUACAGAAAAAGCUCUCAGGAGGGAGUCCCAUCACGGUUGCCCUCGAAAUCGCUAGUUUUAAUGUCUUGAAUUCCUCUAUGUUUGAAGAGCUGGUUUUUCAAAGUCCACAUAAUUCCACAUAAUGGGCCAAGCUGUCAGGUCUUCCUGGUGAUAGUACUUCUUUGUUUCUAGGUCAUACUAAGUAUCAGAAAUGUUGCAGAAAGCUCCUCUGAGGGUGGGAGUGUUCAAAUGGGUUGUGAUCUUUUGUGGUCAGUUACCUCACCUCAACCGGCCACAACCAGCAUUUAAGAAAGAUAGAACAGAAAAGUCACAAGUCUUGGGGUAUCUGGGUGGUUCAGUGGUUAAGCCUUUGCCUUCGGCUCAGGUCUUGAUCUCAGGGUGCUGGGAUCGAGCCCCGCAUCGGGCUCUCUGCUCAGCAGGGAGCCUGCCUCCCUCUCUCUCUCUGCCUGCUUCUCCAUCUACUUGUGAUCUCUCUCUCCUUGUCAGAUAGAUAAAUAAAAUAUUUAAAAAAAGAAAAGAAAAGUCACAGAGUCUUACAUGUAACAGGUAUUGUUUUGUGAAACUGUUUUGUGAAUUUGUAUGCGUUUGUUCAGAUGAUAUGUGUAUGUUGUGUCUGGAUCACUGCAUACACUUUAUAUUUUAUUGUGGGCUAUUGUUGAGAAAGUUUGAAAGUCACUAAUCUGGAGGCUACAUGAUUUUUUCAAACUCUUUAUUUUGAAAUGUGUCAAACCUACAGGAAAGUUUCAAGGAUAGUAGAGUGAACACUUUGGCCAUUCACCUCGGUUUCCAGAUUGUUCACAUUUUACUGUAUUUGCCGUGUAUAGUCUGAGUUAGUUGUAAACAUCACAGCCCUUCACCCCUAAAAAAACCACAGCAUGUACUUCCUAUUAGGAAUGUUAUCAUUGAUAGAAUACUAUUACUUAAAAUAUACUGUCUUGAAAUUUCA